Podarcis raffonei (Aeolian wall lizard) is the source of this 671-nucleotide messenger RNA. RefSeq names its product EF-hand calcium-binding domain-containing protein 11-like. Gene Ontology annotation, molecular function: calcium ion binding. The transcript has a single exon. The coding region runs from base 112 to 477 and encodes 121 amino acids. The record is from RefSeq and is a predicted model, not a curated record. Lineage: Eukaryota; Metazoa; Chordata; Lepidosauria; Squamata; Lacertidae.
GGCAGAGAGCGGAUUAAGUGGUGAGGAGAGUCGCAGGAAGCGGCAUUUGAGGCAUGUGAUGAAGACCACAAAGGAUAUUUAAACAGAGAGGACUACAAGGUGGCUGUAGUGAUGCUGUUUGGCUAUAAGCCCUCAAAGGUGGAAGUGGAUUCAGUCAUGGCUUCUGUGAAGCAAAAUCAAUCUGGUGUAUCACUUGAAGAAUUUCUAAAUCUUAUGAGUACAAAGAAGGCUGCACAUUUUUACCAAAGCGAAGUAAGGCAGCUAUUCACUGCUUUUGACAGGCAACGUAGAGGAUAUUUGUCUUUAGAAGAUUUCAGAAAAGCUUUCAGUGCUGUGGCCCCAAAGCUGCCAGAGAGGACUGUAGUUGAAGCAUUCAGGGAAGUUGAUCAGGAUUCUGGUGGCCAUAUUAGCUUCAAAGACUUUGAAUCGGCAAUGAACUAUGGACAGGAUAAUUUGUCAGCGCUUCCUCUCAUCUAAUGAAAGCGGCCAAAGAAAAAACUCCAUAGCCAAGGUUUUCUAAAAUCUACAAAACAUUUUCCAUCAGAAUCCUUUUUAAACAAAUCAAGGUAGAUAUGCUGCCAUGAACAAGCUGUCUUUUGAACCUUCUAUGGAAUGUAUUAGGUCUUUAAACAUAUAUUCUGUUUUUCCAAUAAAUUGUUUUUUGACUUCUG